Malaclemys terrapin pileata is the source of this 350-nucleotide messenger RNA. RefSeq names its product histone H4. Gene Ontology annotation, cellular component: nucleosome. Gene Ontology annotation, molecular function: DNA binding; protein heterodimerization activity; structural constituent of chromatin. Gene Ontology annotation, biological process: nucleosome assembly. The transcript has a single exon. The record is from RefSeq and is a predicted model, not a curated record. The coding region runs from base 5 to 316 and encodes 103 amino acids. NCBI's taxonomy places the organism in Eukaryota, Metazoa, Chordata, Testudines, Emydidae.
CAGUAUGUCUGGUCGUGGUAAGGGCGGUAAGGGUCUAGGAAAAGGAGGCGCUAAGCGCCAUAGGAAGGUGUUGAGGGACAACAUCCAGGGCAUUACAAAACCCGCUAUUCGUCGUUUAGCUCGUCGUGGGGGCGUGAAGCGCAUUUCGGGUCUCAUUUACGAGGAGACUCGGGGGGUGUUGAAGGUCUUUUUGGAGAAUGUGAUCAGAGAUGCCGUUACUUACACUGAGCAUGCGAAGCGGAAGACUGUGACUGCCAUGGACGUUGUUUAUGCGUUGAAGCGCCAGGGUCGUACUCUCUACGGAUUUGGAGGCUAACUUGUGCCAGUAAUUGUCUUAGAAAACAUCUAUA